UUCUUUUCAACUAGCCCAGAAUUGAGCAACAAACAGCGGUUUGAGUAUUUCCUGAGAACAGUACCAUCAGAUACAAACCAAGCAGACGCAAUGGUUCAAAUCAUCAAGCGUUUAAACUGGACUUACAUAUCCAUUUUGUACGAAGAAUCUAAUUAUGGAAUACAAGCUUUUACGGUUUUGGAAGAGUUGCUGUCAAAGAAUAGUAUCUGUAUAGCUGUCAAAGAAAGGCUUACAAAGGAUUCCGGAGUUGCAGGAGAUUCCAAUUAUGAUAACAUCGUUAGAAGACUGAUGGAAAAACCCAGUGCAAGAGGUGUUAUUAUAUUUGGCUCAGACCAAGAAGUAGCUGGAGUGAUGCGAGCAGUUCGUCGAAGCAAUAGUACUGGAGUAUUUUCCUGGAUAGGCAGCGAUGGUUGGAGUGGUCGUUCUCUGGUGUCCGAUGGAAAUGAAGAUCAAGUAGAGGGUACAAUUUCUGUCCAGCCUCGUGCGCAUCCCGUGAAAGGUUUCGACCAGUAUUUCCAAAGAUUAACAGUUCAGAACAAUACUCGAGACCCUUGGUUUAUUGAAUUCUGGGAGCACUUUUUCAAUUGCAAAUGGCCAGACAGUAUUAUAACACCUUACAACCAACAAUGGUCAAAGUUUUGUACCGGAGAAGAAGUCAUAUCGAACGAAACAGGAUAUGAAGCUGAAAAGCAGCUUCAGUUUGUGAGUGAUUCAGUACUCGCAUUUGCUUUUGCUUUAAAAAAUUUGCAUAGUGAUGUGUGCGAAGGUAAACGUGGUUUGUGUGAAAAGAUGAAUCCAGUUGAUGGAGCUGAGCUGCUUACUUAUUUAAAAAACGUAUCGUUUAAAGGACUUAGUGGUGACGAAUUCCAGUUCGCUAACAAUGGCGAUGGUCCGGCUCGCUAUAAUAUAAUUCACUUCAAGCAAAUCUCUCCAGGACAUUACAAAUGGGUCCGUGUGGGUGAAUAUAAGGAUGGUGAACUGAAGAUCAGCUUGCCGGACAUUCGCUUCCGUUUAGAUGAACCGGAAAUGCCAACAUCUGUCUGCAGUCUCCCUUGUUCAGUUGGCCAAGCUAAGAAGUACGUGGAAGGUGGGAAGUGCUGCUGGCAUUGCUUCAAUUGCACAAAGUACCAAAUUCUCAGAUCUGAAACGACAUGUUAUGAUUGUCCUUUGGGAUAUCUUCCUAAUGCUGAUCAUAGUAAGUGUGAAGCUAUAGUAUUGAAAUAUAUGAGAUUAGACAGCUACUGGGCUACUGGUAUAAUGGUUUUUGCUUCAGUAGGAAUUCUUAUAACGAUAUUUGUGGGAGCUGUGUUCUUUAAAUACCGUGAUACACCAGUAGUAAAAGCAUCAGGAAGGGAGCUAAGUUAUGUUCUGCUUAUGGGCAUAUUCCUCUGCUAUGCUAUAACAUUUCUUUUGGUGCAACGACCAUCGGACAUUAAAUGCGGAGCUCAGAAAAUCGGUAUUGGGCUCUGUUUCACUAUCGUAUACAGUGCUGUUCUCACGAAAACUAAUAGAAUAGACCGCAUAUUUAGAUCAGGAGCACGAAGCACAAAGCGUCCAAAUUUCAUCAGUCCGAAAUCCCAACUAAUAAUAUGUGGUGGAAUUAUCAGCAUACAACUUAUAUUAUCAGCCAUGUGGCUAGGAUUCAGUCCACCUCGCGCAAUUAAUUAUCAUCCUACGAGAGACGAGAAUCAUCUUGUAUGUGCUGCCUCAAUAAAUGCUACAUAUAUGGUGGCAUUCGCUUAUCCAAUGGUUUUAAUUCUCAUAUGUACUGUAUACGCAAUACUUACAAGAAAAAUACCAGAGGCAUUUAAUGAAUCCAAAUUCAUCGGUUUCACUAUGUAUACUACUUGCGUAGUGUGGUUAGCAUUUAUACCAUUGUACUUUACAACCACAGAUCACGAUGAGAUAAAUGUCUUCACCAUGUCUAUAACUGUUAGCCUAAGUGCAACAGUCACACUUUUCUGCCUUUUCACUCCUAAGUUAUACAUUAUUCUGGUGCAUCCUGAGAAAAAUGUGCGUCAGUCCUUAAUGGUCCAAAGCAAGUGUACACCUAGUAAUGAGAAACGAGUGACAUCAGCGAACAAAAUUGACAGCACAAUAGUUGCAGAGG
Molecule: messenger RNA, 2110 nt
Organism: Stegodyphus dumicola
Lineage: Eukaryota; Metazoa; Arthropoda; Arachnida; Araneae; Eresidae
Product: metabotropic glutamate receptor 6-like
Biological process (GO): G protein-coupled receptor signaling pathway
Cellular component (GO): membrane
Molecular function (GO): G protein-coupled receptor activity
Source: RefSeq, a predicted model, not a curated record